Pogona vitticeps (central bearded dragon) is the source of this 9191-nucleotide messenger RNA. It is a transcript of the gene BAZ2A, whose product is annotated as bromodomain adjacent to zinc finger domain 2A. Gene Ontology annotation, molecular function: protein binding; DNA binding. Gene Ontology annotation, cellular component: rDNA heterochromatin. The record is from RefSeq and is a predicted model, not a curated record. NCBI's taxonomy places the organism in Eukaryota, Metazoa, Chordata, Lepidosauria, Squamata, Agamidae.
CCAUUGCUCUCCUCUCUCCUCCUCAUAAGGCGGCGGGGCUACUGCGGUUGGGUCAGGGCAUGUGACGUCCAAGCGCUAGGACCCGGCGGCGGCGGCGGCGGCGGCGAUUGCAGUCGACACACUCACCCCGGCGCGCGCUCGCUCGCUCGCUCCUUCGUUCGUUCGUUGGCUGGCUUGGCUUCCUGGCCCGAAACAACGACGACGACGACAUCGGAGGCGGCCUUCCCUGGUGCGGCUCAGGUUUGGCCCCGUUCCCUCACCUACCUCCGUCGCCCGGGGCGUCCCUACCUUCUCCUUGCCCUGGCCAUGCUGCACGGUGGGGCCCGACCCCCUCCUCCACGAACCAUGUGAGGAGGAGGCGGAGGAGGAGGCGGUGGCGCUGCUGCUGCUGCUGCUGAGGGCUGACACCUCCCACAGAAAUGGAGGCAAACAACCAUUUUAACUUCACUGGCCUUCCCUCUUCACCUGCUGCCUCAGGAUUGAAACCUGCUCCUUCCUCAGGGGAUGUCUACACAAAUGGAUCUCCUGUAAACUUCCCACAGCAAGGGAAAAGUUUAAAUGGAGAUGUGAAUGUUAAUGGCAUAUCUACUGUAUCUCAUGCUAGUACUUCAGGGAACCGCACUUCAGCUAACUCACACCUCCACCAUCCCUAUGACUAUCUCUGGAACUACUCUCAAUAUCCGUCUGGCAGUGGCAACAACCUGAAGGACAGUCCACUGUUUUCCCAGUAUCCACUGAAUGGUACGGUUGGUGGCAAUCGACAAGGCUCGCCAGGUCACAGCACCAACCUGAGGGGAAGUGGUGGGCAAGAAUUCUGGACCAACGGCGCUCCUGGGGCCAUGGGACUAAACUUUGAUUCAGCAGAGCUCUAUGACUCAUUCCCUGAUGAUCAGAACUUUGAACUCCUGCAAAAUGGCCCAUCCAGCUUCUAUACAUCAGCUCAGCCUUCCCCCAUGCUUGGCUCAAGCAGCCAGGACUUCUCUCCACAGCAGAAUGGGCCAGGCAAUGAGGAGACUGUGAAAGAAACUUCAUCUGCAAUCUCAGAAAAUGGCAACAGGCUGUUGGGUAGCAUGGAGCUGGAGAGCACCCAACCAGAGUUGAAAAUGUGUGACUACAGUGGUUCUUCUCCAGUUGGUGAGCCUCUGAGUCAGGAAGCUUCUGUCUUGGAACCAGAUGCUGGAGGUAGUUGUUCUCUGGAGGAAGCAUCUCAGAUACCACCACCUCUGGAGGAUUCCUUGGAGCCUUUUGAAUCACUAGACAGAGACCCAGGGACUGGAGAUCUCUAUGAGAUGGAUACUUCUGAGUUGGUAAGCGGCAAGUCACCCCUGGAGGACCCUCCUGACAUCUCUGCCCUGGAGUGUCCUGGCAGCCCUUCUCUCAAUCCCUCUGACUCCUUCAGUCUGUUGGCAGAUGACAGUCAGCCUGACACCUCACUUUUUGGAAGUGCCAAUUUGCCACCUGUUCUUGGGGAGUCUGUUUUGCAAGACAGCAGCCUAGAGCUGUCAGGUGUGAAUGAAGUGGGACAAGAAGGCACAGAGCUUUUGGGUUCACAAGCACCACUUGAACCAGCAGGUCUAGACGCCCCCAUAGAAGAGGAAGCCGAGAGCAGCUGUUCAAAGAACACUACAUCUGUAACAGACGGGAAGAAUAAAGAUGUCUCAGCACUCAGUGUAUCUUCUAAGAGUGAUCCUCCAAGGAGGCGGAUAGCCACAGUUGAAGAGGUGCGGUAUCCCUUAAAGCAUGGGUGGCGAAGGGAGGUGCGCAUCAAGAAGGGUAGCAGCCGUUGGCAGGGAGAGACCUGGUACUAUGGACCCUGUGGCAAGAGGAUGAAGCAGUUUCCAGAGGUGAUAAAGUACCUGAGUAGAAACAUUGUGCAGAACGUCCGCCGUGAGCACUUCAGCUUCAGUCCCCGAAUGCCAGUGGGAGAUUUCUUUGAAGAGCGAGAAACUCCUGAGGGCCUUAAGUGGGUAAAACUGGCAUCUGAAGAAAUCCCCUCACGUAUCCUGGCUAUCACAGGCAAGCGGGGCCGACCCCGAAAUACUGAGAAAGCUAAGGCUAAGGAAAUGCCCAAGGUGAAACGUGGCCGGGGCCGACCUCCCAAAGUCAAAGUGCCGGACCUGCAGAGCAAGACUGAUGUUCGAGUUCUGAAGAAACUGGAGGCUCAAGAGGUGGCCAGUGAUGAAGAUAAAGUGAAGAUAAGCAAGACCAAGAAGAAAAUGAGACAAAAGGUUCAAAGUAAGCAGAAGCAAGAAACCAAGGCAUCAAAGCCCAAGGACGUCAAACCUAAGGAAGUAAAGCGGAAACCUAAAUUCCAGGUAAAGAAAGAAAAGAGCAAGCCAGAAAAGAAUAAGCCAGAGAAACUGAAGGAGAAGGUGAAGCCAAAAGAAAAGAUGAAGCCCAAGGAAAAGAAGGUGGCAUUGUCCACAAAGAUCCCACGGAAAAUUGAUAAGAAUCUCCUUGCCCAGAAGCGUCAGGAAGAACGGCUGAGGCAGCAAAUGAUCUUAGAGGAGAUGAAAAAGCCUGCUGAGGACAUGUGUCUAGGGGACCAUCAGCCUCUUCCAGAAUUUUCUCGGAUCCCUGGUUUGGUUUUGCCCAGCCAUGCCUUUGCAGAUUGCUUAGCCAUUGUGGAAUUCCUACACAACUAUGGCAAGGUGCUAGGCUUUGAUGUAGCGAGAGAGGUUCCCAGCUUGAGUACCUUGCAAGAAGGCCUCUUCAAUGUUGGAGAUAGUUUGGGUGAAGUGUUGGACCUCCUGGUAAAGCUGGUGAAGGCUGCACUCUACGACCCUGGCCUCCCUUCUUACUGUCAGUCAUUGAAAAUCCUUGGUGAAAAACUGUCUGAGAUAAGCCUGAACCGCGAUACUGUAUCUGAGAUCCUUCGCUGCUUCCUCAUAGCCUAUGGAGCAGAUGAGGACCUUUGUAACCAAUUGCGCACUAAACCCUUCCAAGCACUGCCUCCAGACAAGAAAGCUGCUCUUCUGGCCUUCCUAGUCAAUGAACUCAAUAGCAGUGCCCUUAUCAUCAAUGAAAUUGACAAGACUCUAGAAAAUAUGUCCAACCACAGGAGAAAUAAAUGGAUAAUAGAAGGAAAGUUGCGCAGGUUAAAGAUUGCCAUAGCCAAGAAGACUGGCCGUCCUGAAUCAGAAAUUACUGGCUUGGAGGAAGGGCGGUGGCGGCGGAGCUCACGUAACACUGAUGAGCGUGAGGACAUAGAUGUGGAGGAGGAAGAGAGAAGCAGAGCAUGCAAGGCCCAGAAAGACUAUGAAAAUGACAUCCCUGUUUCUAGUGUGCCUGUACUCGAGAGGCAGAUUGAAAAGCUUUCCAAGCGCCAGAUGUUUUUUCGCAAGAAGCUGCUCCAUGCCUCACAAUUGUUACGUGCUUCUUCACUGGGGCAGGAUCGAUAUCGGCGAAGGUAUUGGGUUCUGCCCCAUCUUGGUGGGAUCUUUGUAGAAGGCUGUGAGGCCUCAACAGCAGCUCCCUCUGAGGUGUCCAAGAAUGAAUUGGAAAAGGAAGAGGCCCGCAAGGAGGAAAAGCAUGAAGUGUCACCAGUCAAAAAGGAGACCACGGACACACCUUCAGUUGUUGAUUAUAUGAACUGCACACCAGUGCGAUCAUGGGGCCAGCCAUGGCAGGACAGUGCAGGCCUGUUGCCCUCAGAGUCAUUUGAUUCCAAAUCACCAGAGCCCAUGUCCAUGUCUGCCAAUGGGUUUUUAGAGGAUUCGGUAUCCUUGGGCCAGUCCCAGCAUGACCUCACCCAAUCAGCGUUCUUGUCCUGGCUUAGCCAGACACAGCAGGCAUCCUCACUGCUUAACAGCUCUGUACUCACUCCAGAUAGCAGCCCUGGCAAAGACGACUCAGUACCGCCAGAUGAGUUGCCAGACUCUGGUGCAGAGGAUGAAAGUGUCACAGAAACCCAGGUGGCCUGGUUCAACCUGAUGCCCAGGGCACCUUAUAAUGAUUCUUUAUUUGCUACCUCCACUGAACAGCCCUCUGUAAAACCUGCUUCCCAACACUGCAGGAGACCUACUAAGGACCAGUCAAAGGUUUCUUCUCAGCAGCUGAAUGGUCUCUCCACCCCCAGCCCAGCUUUGCCACCAUUGGCCUCCACUCCUCUACAUUUCAGCUCCAGGAUCCACAAUACCUGCUCCCGAAUGAAAGACAUCCCCAGCAAAUCUCAGGAACCUCCUGGGCUGCCAAGACGACGUGGGCGUCCCCCCACAAAACUUUUCAAGCAGAUUGAGCAGAAAUAUUUGACACAGCAGACAGCACAACCUAUCCCUCCAGAGAUGCAGAGUGGCUGGUGGUGGUUACAGGAUCCAGAAGAGCUGGAAACUGUGGUGCAGGUACUGCACCCACGAGGAAUCCGUGAAAAAGCCCUCCAUAAGCACCUUACCAAGCACAAGGAUUAUCUACGGGAGAUGUGUGCACGAGCUGCCAAUGACCCCAUUUUCCAGACUCAUCCUGAAAGUGCCAGCCACCCUGUCUCUGAGGAAGCCUUGGCCCAAUGGUCGAUGGCUGAACGGGCUUUUGAGACAGAUUUGUCUGUGCUUCAGUGGGUGGAAGAGCUAGAGCAGCGGGUGCUCAUGGCUGACUUACAGAUCCGUGGCUGGACAAGUCCAGAUCCUGAUUCUGUUCGAAAUGACUUGCAGUAUUGUGAGCGUGACCUGGAACUUUUGGAAGAUAUUACCAUAAAAAACCGACGGGAAGGCUCAGCACUGCACCGUGAGACGACUAACCCUUUGGACCUAGCAGUCCUCCGCCUGGCAGACUUGGAGCAGAACCUGGAGCGAAGAUACCUAAGAGAGCCCCUCUGGCCCCCCCAUGAGGUGGUGGUAGAAAAAGCUUUGCUGAGUAAUCCCAGUACCCUAGAGCUGGGCACCACAGAAAUUUCAUAUGAAAUCACACCUCGGAUGCGGCUGUGGCGUCAGACGUUGGAGAAAUGCCACAGCGCAGCCCAAGUUUCUCUGUGCAUCUAUCAGCUGGAGCACUCUAUUGCCUGGGAGAAGUCAGUUGUCAGAGCGACUUGCCUAGUGUGCCGAAAAGGGGACGAUGAUGAGAACCUGCUGCUAUGUGAUAGCUGCGAUCGUGGCUGCCACCUCUACUGCCACCGGCCCAAGAUGACCGAGGUGCCAGCUGGCGACUGGUUCUGCUCCCUCUGCAUCGCUCAGAUGCAAGGAGAAUAUCAGGAUGGCUAUAGCUCCCCACGGCGUAGCAAGAAGCGGAAAGGUGGUAGUACUGCAGCUCUGUGUGGACAGGAAGAGCUCAGCCCUCGGUCCCGAGCAGCCACAUCCCAACAGCACAGUAGCCUGGCAAGCGUGCCAUCCCGAUACUCUGGUGAAGGCCUUUCGCCCUCCAAGCGAAGAAGAGUGUCGACACGAGGCCAGAGCGCUGACCUCACCUUCUGCGAGAUCAUUUUGAUGGACAUGGAAUCGCAUGAAGCUGCGUGGCCUUUCUUGGAGCCAGUUAACCCUCGGCUAGUGCCUGGCUACCGGAAAAUCAUCAAAAAUCCCAUGGACUUUGCCACAAUGAGGGCACGGCUGCUUCGUGGUGGGUACACAAGUUGUGAGGAAUUUGCUGCUGAUGCUGCCCUGGUAUUUGACAACUGUCGGGCCUUUAAUGAGGAUGAGUCGGAGGUGGGAAAGGCAGGGCUGAUCAUGCGCCAGUUCUUCGAGAGCCGGUGGGAGGAAUUUUAUCAGGGAAAACAGGAGACGACCCCAUGAAGCUGGCAGAAUGGGUUGAAAUGAGAGGACCUAAAGGGGAAGCUCCUCCCCUUUCCUCUGUGCUGCACACUGUCUCUUCUGGAGCUCAUCUUGCUACCUGCUGAUUUAAUUUCCCCCCUCAUGAUGACUGGACUUGGACUGACAUUUAGCAAUGGGGCGGCCUUACUCACCGCCUGAAUCCUCAGAAGCCCUCUCCCCACCUACUCGUUCAAAAGUAACAAAAGCUAUCUGACUGUGUAAGCCAAAUAAUAAUUUAAAACGUUUCCUAUUUACAGAUGGAAAAGCAACCACCCACAACCCCACUGGGGAUAUUUAAUAAUAGCAAUAGUUCUUAGUGAAUGUGUAAGAACACUUUUUUCUGUGCAGUGUCAGUACCAUGCAUUAAUGGCCAGUAAUGUGGACGUUAAGUUUUCCUUCUUUUUAGAGUUGCGUGGAAACGUAUAAAAGCAGAUAACUCCUGCCUCUGGAAAUGACAACCUUGAUGACACUGAAACUUGCUGCUUCUGUUCUCAUGCCCCUUGACCUUCUCAACUGUCUCAGCUCUUCUUUCCACCUGUCCUUCUGAACAGCCCAGCCUUAGCUGUGCCCAUUUCCUUCCCUCGUGUUCUGAUCUCCUGUUGGGAACCAAGAAGAGUCUUGCUUAAAGUUGGUGUGCAUUUGGGGAUGGAGUGGGGUUUUGAGGGAUCAUAUCCAUGCAAAUGCAAGCUAUGUUCCCUUUGCCAAGGGUGUUGUCCUUUGCUUAACAAAGAGGUCACCCUUCCUUUGACAGAUGGCCAUUACUGAAGCCCUUUGAAUAAGGGGGCCAGGGAAUUUUAAAAUCCCAGAUGUGGUUAAACUAGGUAAAUAUCCCCAUCUGUACACAUGUGCUCAGAGUUGGUUUAUUCUAAGUUUUGUUUGUAAGGGAGUUAAACAAAACAGGAAUAAUUCCAAGUGUCCACAAAGAAAUAGUAUCAAGCAAAUCAUCUGUUUCCUAUAGGCAAGCAAACCACAGAAGCGUCUCACUAUCCCUACCCACCCACCACCUUCACAGGGAACAACACUUCACCAGGGUAACUCAAAAUCUAUUCUGGUAAUCUAGAACAAACUCCUUUCUGCUCUGAAAAUUUCUUAUUUUCCUUCUGAUUAUGGGUAACAUGCUGGAAUGUAUCAGUUAGCGACAAGGGACCAAAGUACAGGAACUUGCAGGAGCGGAGAUGAGGGGAAGCUAUAUCUGAUGAGGAAGUGGAUGGGUUUUUGGAUAGCCUGUUCCAGCUUUUUUGGAGACCAUGGUUUUAUUUGUGUCCUCCCCUCCUCCCACCAGACUCUGCCCUAGCAUUAUUCCUCAGGGAUGGCUACUGUCUACAAAGCUUGAUCUAAAGUCUUAUGUAUAUAUCUGGCAGAAUGGUUUCUUUCCUGCCUUGAAAUGUGACUUUCAGUCUAUCAUAGAUAUUUCCUCCCUGAGAAUGAGGUGAGACAAAAGAAGCAGUUCUUCCAUCAUUGUCCUUCACAAAAUCUGAGAUUUGGAUAAAUAUUAAGAUUUAGUGAAAGACAGUGAUGGAGAAUUGUCAUGGUUUUCCAUGAAAGUUCUGGUUUUCUGACCACAUUUUAAAUUCAGUGGGUUUUCUUGACUGGGAUUCAGUCAAAGUGCACCUUUGGACCAUGUAUGCAAAUUGCAAGCAAAAGAGUAAUCUGUAUACCGCCCUCAGGAUGUGUGUCACUGUAGAGGAGGCGUGCAAGUUCCUCUUUAUGUGGUUGUACAGGAAGUGUGAAAAGAGGAAGCCAGAGUAGCUUAAUUGUUGUGUAAUGUCCACAGCUGUCCUCAGUCUGAAGUUCUAGAGCUGCUCAUUAGGCAUUUCCUUUAGUUUCUGUCCCCAGCUUGCACACCCAAACAUACCCUGUGUGAAUGCUGUUAAUGUUGUAGCCUAUUUUUUCAACUCUCUCAACUCAUGAUCUCAGAGGGGGAAGCACAAUCUUGAUUUGUACUGACCAUGUUGAUUUCCCUUGUAGGCCAGGGCACUUGUUGCACUGAUUUGUAAUUUGCUUUAGUAUGUAUAGCAGGUCUUACCCCAGCCACUGCUUAGGUAAGAUGUACAUUUGCCUAGCUUUGGGGAGUGAUAGAUCUGCAAGCACAAUCCACUGGGAGUGGAUUCCCUGCAUGCUCGUUUGAGAUUACUAAAAUACAUAGGAGUGGGGGGAGGAUUUCUAUAACAUUUCACAUUUUCUCUGCAACCUACAUUUGAACAAGUUAAAAUCCAUCCUUUCUCACCAGAUUAGUCAUAAACAUGUUCAAACCCACUAGUAAGCUCAAACAUAGGUUGCAGAAAAUAAAUGGUAUGUCAUAGAAAUCCAUGAGUAUUUCAUAUUGUGCAAGAGCCGUUCUUGUGGUAGAUUAUGGCCAAGUGAAACAAGAGAUGUCUGAUGCAAAAGGGAGCUUUGGACAGUUUUCCUCUCAUCUUACCUUCAAGUGUUUGCACUCAGAUUUCUGGUGCUAGAAAUUUGCAAGCUUCAGACAGUUGUGCUGAAGCCAGACCAGUCUCCCAAACAAUCCUCCAUCCCUCAUGUACAGUAUCUCUUAUAAAAGCAGAAUGAUGGCUAGAGAUCACAGCAAAAGCAUGCUAUAAAAGAUGGUAGAUGGCCUUUAAAAAUGUAGUUCCUAUAACAGUUGUCAAUUGGCAGAAGAAUAGGCCAUCAUACAGUCUCUCUCUGUCAGCCAUCCCCUCAUGGUAUGUAGAUUGCUACUUGCAGUCUGUAUGCCAAAUACUUCCUUGAUUUUGGAGAGCCCACCUCACCUUGCUGCAGAGUGAUGGUUGGUUUCUAGCAAGAUUGAUUGCCAGGGAAACAAAGUCUCUUGACCUGUACCAUGUUCAGGAGUCAUGGACUUUGAGACCCCGGACAUCUGCUAGAACAGAGGCAGUGCUCUUGUUGGUUUAGCUCCAGUCUCUCGGCCAGUGUUCCUGUAUCUGAGGCAGAGACAGGGCCAUCUGGGAUUAAUCUGAGGAAACAGUUAGGUUCUUUUGCUUUUGUUUCACUACUUUAGAUGGACCAUAAAAGUUGAAAGCCGCUCUCUGGAACCUUAACUCCCUUGCUGCUUUUCAUACCCAGUCUUGCUCCUCAAAACCAUUGUUAAUUACGGGUAUCACUUAGGGGCAGAUAAAUGGCUGGCAGGGUCCACCAGGAGAUGGCUUUCCUCCUUUAUGUCCACUUGUGCUACAUCUGAGUGAGGUGCAUGCGUGCAUAUGUGUGUGUGUCUUUUCCCCCAACCCGCGUCAACCAAUCCAAUUGCAAGAGCACUGAUGUAAGUAAAAUGUAACCACAGGUGAUGUAGCCUGAAGACCGAAACCUCCCUUACUGUGCUUCUUCCACCCCUGCCUCACUCCCCCAUCCCAUUGUUUUCAACAAACGUAGCCUUUUUCUAUCAAAUAACCUCAAAACAUUAUUUUAUUUUAAAUUUUGGGAUUUUUUUGUUUUGCUUUUAAAUAAAGAGGUAGAUUUGAA